UGUUAUUUCAAUUUUUUUUUUCGUUUACAUGCCUCAUUGAUGUACCGGAAGCUGCAGUUUUAUUGAAAAUAAUCAGCGAGAUAUCAGAUGUGGUGGAACUUUGGGAAAUUCAGAACAAAUCUAUCCUAACACCAGGGGAAUCAGAGGUUGCAUCAACAACCACUGAGUGGGUUCGGAAAUACACAAAAUGGCGUUCCUAGACUGGUUGAAGAAGGUGUGGAAAGUUGGCGUCGGCAUAGCACUCGGAUGGGGAUUGAGCAUCAUCUGGUCCAAACUCUUUACAAAAACGUCGAAUUCAUCAAUCAAAGACGUCGAGAAUCCCGAAGAAUUAGAAGAUGAGGGCAGAGUGUCAGAACAGUGCCCGGCUGUUAAUGAGGCAGAGCCAAUUCGAAAUCCAGCAGAUUUAGAAGAACGCCGAGAGCAGAAUAACGAUGAUAAAGACCCACCAGAACCUUCGCAACCUCUUCCUCCACGCAAACCAAAUCUCCAGAUUUCAGGAGGGAAUUACAACCAAACUGCAAUCAUGUCAGAAUACACAAGUUAUAAUUCAACUUCGGGUUCCAUUCAAGACGGGCCAAAUCAACAAAACCCAAACGACAACUAGAUAUACCGGAUACACCUGACCAACGUUUCCCACUCUGCAUACCAUGGCUACGUAGCUUCCAAAAUAUUUUACACGAACUGCACGUGGGAGAUCUCACGUUGAGCCUGGCAUGACUGCAACCUCAUAUGAGUCUAUAUUGGAAAUUUAAUCAAAAUUUUAGCCUUAACUCAAAAUUAUUGUUUUGGCGUCUUUUAUCAGCAAGUGGACAAUGAUUUUUAAAUUCAUUACUCCAGAAUUAUGUGAACCAAGAAUCCUGUAUAUUGUAGAAUGCAAAUUUAGAUUAAAGUUCCGCAAUCGUAUGUUUUUGUUUUUCUAUUUUAUCAAAAAUUCCUCCCUGGAAUAAAAAAACGGACCUCCUGAAGUAUGCGAAGUAUGCUUUUCUAAGAUGGCUUGGCACGGGAUCUCAAUAAGAGAUUGUAAUCUGUGACAGCCACACAGUUAAGUUUAAAGAUUUGACCACUAGGCUAUUGUGCCGACCAAUAUAGCGUGUUGCUUAC
Messenger RNA from Styela clava, 1101 nucleotides. RefSeq lists its product as uncharacterized. The record is from RefSeq and is a predicted model, not a curated record. Lineage: Eukaryota; Metazoa; Chordata; Ascidiacea; Stolidobranchia; Styelidae.